GGUGCGCGGUGCGGUGGUGCCAUGGACCAUGGUGGCAAUGGCGCCGCAUCAGAGAGUGUGACGUAAGACGUUCGUGCGGAACCAGACCACCGAUCGCACUCGCACGGCCGGUCGUGCCUGCAUCACGUGCUUUCACUCGAAUCGGCUCAGCUCAAACAUCGCGGGUGCCUGCCCGCGCUGGCAUGGGAGAGCCCCCGCACCCGCACCCGCGGCCCGCGGCCACCUCCACCGCCGGCGCGACGUCAUGGCCGGAGCUCCUCGCGCCGUUCGACCUCUCCCGCCUCCGCGCCACGCUCUCCUCCCGCCCGCUCACCCCGCGCCGCCUCGCCCGCCUCCUCGCGCUCCCGCUCUCCCCGGCCACCUCCCUGCUCCUCCUCGACUGGUACGCGGCCUCCCACCCCGCGCUCUCGCCCUCCUCCCUCCCGCUCCGCCCCGUCCUCGCCGCCGCCGACCCGGACCGCGCGCUCGCGCUCCUCGACUCCGUCCCGCCCGCCCGCCUACCCCCGCUCCGCGAGUCCCUCCUGAUCCCGCUCCUCCGCUCCCUGCCCCCCGGCCGCGCGCUCCACCUGCUCGACCAAAUGCCCCGCCGCUUCGCCGUCGCCCCGUCCUUCCGCUCCUUCAACGUCGUGCUCUCCACGCUCGCGCGGGCCGACUGCCACGCCGACGCGCUGGCACUGUACCGCCGGAUGCUCAGGGACGGCGUGCCGCCCACCACCUUCACCUUCGGGGUCGCCGCGCGCGCGCUCUGCCGCCUCGGCCGCGCCGACGAGGCCCUCGCGCUGCUCCGCGGGAUGGCGCGCCACGGCUGUGUGCCCGACGCCGUGCUGUACCAGACGGUCAUCCACGCGCUGUGCGACCAGGGCGGGGUCGCCGAGGCCGCCACGCUCCUCGACGAGAUGUUCCUGAUGGGUUGUCCAGCGGACGUGAACACCUUCGACGAUGUCGUGCGCGGCCUGUGCGGGCUCGGGCGGGUGCGCGACGCGGCCAGGCUGGUGGAGAGGAUGAUGAUGAAGGGGUGCACGCCGAGCGUUCUGACGUACGGGUUCCUCCUGGAGGGGCUGUGCAGAGCAAGGCAGGUGGAUGAGGCGUUGGCAAUGCUGGGGAGGGUACCAGAGGUUAACGUCGUGUUGUUUAACACGGUGAUUGGUGGGUGCUUGGCUGAGGGGAAGCUGGCUAAGGCGACAGAACUGUAUGAGAUGAUGGCCUCCAAAGGCUGCCCGCCAGAUGUGCACACAUACAAUAUAUUGAUACAUGGUCUUUGCAAGCUUGGGAGGAUUGGUUCGGCUAUGCGGAUUCUUGGUGUGAUGGAGGAGAAGGGUUAUGCUCCUAAUGUCGUGACCUACACGACCUUGCUGCAUUCUUUUUGCAGGAAUGGCAUGUGGGAAGACACAAGAGCAAUGCUGGACCAGAUGUUGGUGAAGGGCUUGAUUAUGAAUUCCCAAGGAUACAAUGGAAUGAUAUAUGCGAUAUGCAAGGAUGGCAGGUUUGAUGAUGCAAUGAGGCUUGUCCAAGAGAUGAAGAAUCAGGGGUGCAAGCCUGAUAUUUGCACGUACAAUACAAUAAUUUAUCAUUUGUGCAACAAUGACAGGAUGGAGGAGGCGGAACAUCUUUUUGGAAACUUACUUGAAGAGGGUGUUGUCGCCAAUGGAAUAACUUAUAACACUCUCAUUCAUGCACUUCUGCGUAAUGGAAGGUGGCAGCAGGGCCUGAGGCUUGCUAAUGAAAUGGUACUUCAUGGCUGCUCACUAGAUGUUAUUAGCUACAAUGGGCUGAUAAAAGCCCUCUGCAAAGAGGGGAAUGUUGAUCGGAGUAUGGGGUUGCUUCAGGAAAUGAUGGAAAAGGGAAUUAAGCCAAAUAAUUUCUCAUACAACAUCCUGAUCAGUGAGCUCUGCAAAGCAAGGAAGGUACGCGAUGCACUAGAGCUCUCAAAGGAGAUGUUGAAUCAAGGACUCACUCCUGAUAUUGUGACUUACAAUACCCUCAUAAAUGGAUUGUGCAAAAUGGGAUGGACACAUGCUGCUUUAAAUCUCCUAGAGAAGCUACCCAACGAAAAUGUGCAUCCUGAUAUUAUCACAUAUAAUAUUCUCAUUAGUUGGCACUGCAAAGUCAGAUUGAUUGAUGAUGCGGCUAUGCUUCUAAACAAAGCAGUAAGUGGAGGGAUAGUUCCUAAUGAGCGAACUUGGGGAAUGAUGGUGCAAAAUUUGGUCAGGCAGCCAGCCAAUCUCGAGGUGUAUUAGAAGGUUUUAGUGUAUAUGCUGUAUGUUGUAAUGGCUGUCAUGGUUUUGGUACUAUGUGAAGCUUGGUAUGUUUUGAAGAUCAAAAUGAAGCGCAUCUUGCCUUCCAGCACACCGUUCGUCAUGCAUGUUGAUCUGAACUGUUGCAGUCUCUCAGAAUACUGAUUUAGCGUGAUAGCAAACAUAUUAGCCGAUUCUUUGAGAUAGUUCGGCCAUAAUGUUGGCAGGAAAAUGCCUGAAUGGGAAAGGAAGGGAAAGUUUCUAGUAGUGCAGUGAUCAUAUUUGUGAGUGAUACAUAAUGGACCUUUCUACCUGUCCAGUUGCACAUCCUAUCUGCAGUAUUGAACCACCCCAAGGUACAAAACUCUGAGUAGGCAAGUAAAAUAUCUAGUGGCAGAGAGCAAGCGAGGGCCCAUGAAUCACAGCGUCUCUGUGACUGUGACUCCGUGGGUUGGGUGGCGAUGGUUUGUGAACUCGUGGUAAUGUGACAAAGCAUUUCUGUGGUGGUUGAGGCGAACGUUCAGUUACCUGAGAUAUUGUCAUGUGGGUUUAAGUCGGUCCCUGGAAAUCCAAGAAAUCAUGUUGGUGGCAAAGGAAAGCAUGCCAGGCCGGGCUCCCUCAGUGCAGCACAACAUGGCUGGAGCCUGGAGGGAGCUUCCCCUCUGCUCCCAUCAUUUCUCCUCUGCGCUCCCAGCAUGGCAAGGGCGUUCACCGGGUCGGGACCAGUGACACCGGCAGCCGGGGCACCACCUCACCGUCCCUCCUAGACCAGCGCGCGGGCGCGGCUCGGGUGCAGACGCAAAGCAAGCGUGGCGACUCCGUUGCUCCCAAGGCUUCCCCAAAGCACGAUGCGCCCACGGCCGAGGCGGCGGCGGCCACAGCCCCAUAUGCGUGCGUGCGAGCGAACUGGAGGGGGAGCUGUUACCGUUCGUCGCGCUAGCUUCUUUUUUUGUUUACCCUUGGACGCCGCGGCUGUCUGCUCGAAACUGCAAACGGCUUUGCCUCGAUCUACCUGCGUUCUCGUGCGAGCGCGGGACGCAAAGCCUGUGGUCAGCCGGGCAGUAAGAUAAGAUCCUGCGGCGGCGAAGCCGAAGCCGAAGCCGAAGCCGAAGCCACUGGUCGUGCGGCUUCGGCACAACGGAGUCCGAGGACGUCGUCGGAGUCGGGAGACUUUUGGCCGUCGGAGACGGAGGGGAUACAGGCAGCACGGUGAGCGUGCGAGGCGACGCGCGCGCACGCACGCACGCGUCGGCGGCGGCCUCGGCCUCGCGUCUCGCCGCCCCUCGAGACACCACGGGCACGGCGCAGGCCUGCGCCGGUCGCUGGCGCCGCAGUGAACCUAACCUGGGGGCGUGGGUCCCUUCUCUUCUCUGAGACCUUGACCUACCCCACCUGGCAGUACGAUCUGUCACGCGUAACAGUUGUUUACUCGGUCAAAAUGCACCACCGUCUCCUUUCACCGUGUGCUCGUCUACGUGCAUACUCCAGGGCUCCGCUUACCCGGAGGGGAGGAAAUUACUACCAGUAAAAGUUGUUGGGUCCUAAAAAUAAGUUGAUUUUUUUUAACCGCGCUAACGCAAAGGGAGGCAGGAGGCGGCGAGGUAGCGGUGGGAGGUGAGCACCCACCACGCCGUCGUCAUGGGCCUGCGCGCACGCGUCGGCCUCGCCGUCGGUCGCCGCCGCCCACGCGCCUCUCGAGACGGCACGAGCGCAGCGCAGGCCUGCUGCGCGCACGCUCACCUCCUGGAACUCUAGAGGCGACGACGACCUGGCAGCGAGAUCCUGCCCGGUCAGUGACGCCGGGCCCCACCCUCGCAGUACCCGCCCCGCCACCGCCACUCCCUGCUGCGCUCAGCUCAGCUCAGCCAGCAGCAGCAGCCGCCCGGCAGUGCUCAAACCUCACUCCUCGCCGUUUCUU
Panicum hallii is the source of this 4152-nucleotide messenger RNA. Its product is annotated as pentatricopeptide repeat-containing protein At5g64320, mitochondrial. Gene Ontology annotation, molecular function: protein binding. The coding region runs from base 183 to 2237 and encodes 684 amino acids. The record is from RefSeq and is a predicted model, not a curated record. The transcript is spliced from 5 exons. NCBI's taxonomy places the organism in Eukaryota, Viridiplantae, Streptophyta, Magnoliopsida, Poales, Poaceae.